CCUGAUUUGGAAGUACAACGCGCAGAGCUUGAAGCUGUGUGGAGCGUUCCACUUUUGACGAGAGCGAAGUCCCGGGUGUUUACUAGGAAUUAUUCAAUGUUAUUGACGAUAGAAAAAUUGAGGGCCUGCGGUUUUACUAAUUUCGCCCCGCCGUCGUGACUCUUUCUGAUGGAUUCCACCGUCGCUACGCUCGUAAUCGAAGGCCGCGGGGGGGAUUUAUAAAACCCUAAUCAUACAGCGCCACCGCAAUUGAGCUGGGAAGGGCGUGGAGUCCUAGAUUCGACGGCGUUUCUGCAUAUUUCGGUUCUGAGGUCUUGAAUUAUUUUGCGUUGAAUAAUCGAAUAGUAUUAUUAUGUAUAGAUCUGGAGCAGUAAUGGCGUGGAACGUGUUCAAGUUCUGCACUGCUCUCCGAGGGCUUGGGUCGAUCAUGAUACUAUUGGUUCUCGCCGUCGUUGGCGUAUCCUAUUAUGCCGUAGUGAUUACGACUUACGGCCCCGGACUCGCUGCCGGCGGCCUCGAUUCGCUCAUCGCUGUUGUCGUUCUGAUCUUGUUCCAUUCUCUGUUAGUGAUGCUAUUGUGGAGUUAUUUUUCAGUUGUAUUUACGGACCCAGGUAGUGUGCCUCCAAAUUGGAGGCCAUCAGUGGACGAAGAAAGAGGGGAUAAUGACCCGUUAACUGGGUUGGACUUUCCAAGUGAUCCCGAGAAUGAUAGAGUUCGUUUUUGUCGCAAGUGUAACCAGCUCAAGCCACCUCGUUGUCACCACUGCUCUGUUUGUGGAAGGUGUGUGCUGAAGAUGGACCAUCAUUGUGUUUGGGUUGUCAAUUGUGUCGGGGCUUUGAAUUAUAAGUACUUCCUUCUCUUCCUGUUCUACACCUUUUUAGAGACUACUCUCGUUGCUUUAUCAUUGCUUCCUCAGUUUCUUGCGUUCUUUAGUGAUGGAGAGAUCUCUGGAACUCCCGGAACACUGGCAACCACUUUUCUUGCCUUUGUUCUAAACUUGGCAUUUUCUCUGAGUGUAAUGGGAUUCUUGAUUAUGCACAUAUCAUUGGUGUCCGGCAAUACCACAACCAUUGAGGCUUAUGAAAAGAAAACUACUCCAAAAUGGCGAUAUGAUCUUGGACGAAAAAGAAACUUUGAGCAGGUGUUUGGGACAGAUAAGAAGUACUGGUUUAUCCCAUCUUAUACCGAAGAUGACUUGAGGCGAAUUCCCGCCCUUCAGGGUCUUGAAUAUCCUUCAAAACCUGACCUGGAUGCCCAAGAAUUCUGAGAUGGACAUCUAGACAUGCUUCCAACCUAAUUUCUUACACUGGUGGUGCUCUUGAAAUCGUAUGUUCCUCGUCAUCUAUGAAUUAUUCUCACAGAAUGCAGUUAAUUCAGGAAGUGCAAUUCACGUUGCCUUUCUUGAAGUAACCGAUGUGUAGUUAGGAGUCGUGCAACUAACUCGGUGGAUUGGAGCUGAUUAGUAUAUAUAUGAUUAUCUUUUGUAUGUCGAUACAAAAGAAUUGAACCUCCAUACCGAUCUUCGGAUCCCGGGAAUAGGUUUUGUUGAGUCUGUAUGAUGCGAGGAGAAGGCAGCCCAACAUUGUUGUAUCUUGCAAGGCUUUGUUUAGAAAUGUAGAAUUUUUUUUAAUUUUUUUUUUGGCAUUCCGACAAUUUUUACACUUUAUAUUGUUAAUAGUUUUGUCUUUGUUUUUGUAUUGUUUUUAAUUUAUAUGGUGUUUUUAAAA
This is a messenger RNA of Andrographis paniculata, 1727 nucleotides long. Its product is annotated as probable protein S-acyltransferase 14. Gene Ontology annotation, molecular function: palmitoyltransferase activity. The record is from RefSeq and is a predicted model, not a curated record. NCBI's taxonomy places the organism in Eukaryota, Viridiplantae, Streptophyta, Magnoliopsida, Lamiales, Acanthaceae. The transcript is spliced from 7 exons. The coding region runs from base 353 to 1267 and encodes 304 amino acids.